Molecule: messenger RNA, 2331 nt
Organism: Brettanomyces nanus
Lineage: Eukaryota; Fungi; Ascomycota; Pichiomycetes; Pichiales; Pichiaceae
Exons: 1
Coding region: 1-2331 (776 amino acids)
Biological process (GO): ribosomal small subunit assembly; translation
Cellular component (GO): ribosome
Molecular function (GO): structural constituent of ribosome; mRNA binding; rRNA binding
Source: RefSeq, a predicted model, not a curated record
AUGCUUUCCGUCAUCCAUUCUGGAGGUGCACGUGUGCAGUGUUUUGCACUUCGGCGCUGCUCAGUGUCACAUGCAAUUUCUGCAGGUGUUUUGAAAAGUAUGUGUCUUGUGAUGAACAAAUCAUCUCUUGCAUCGUCUAAAAGGAAUGAAUAUAAAGAAUUGAAGGAGUUUUUCAAGACUAAGGAAAUUGAUGAUGAUGGUUAUUUCAUUAGAAAAGGUGUUUACACUCAAAAGGACUUUGAAAAUUCUACCUAUUCUCAGUAUAUGAAACAGUUGGACAAAGAAAAGGCACGUUUAGUUGAAGAAAAAUUACAGGUAUUGGCUGAAUUGUGCGGUUUUAGUGUCGCUGACUUGAGAAAGAGGUUGGAAACAAAAGUGAACGCUAGAAUUGAUGCUGUGAAGACGAAAACUUCCCAUAUUGAAUCGGUUUUGAACGAUUUCAACACUCAGCUCAGCUUACCAGAACAAAACCCGGUAGAUUUCGUUGGGGAAAUCGUCAAUAGUUUGACAAAUUUCAAGGGAGACAUUGAGUCUUCUCCUGUCUUCAACUACAUUCGUCAAUUGGAUAUCAAAUUCGCCAAUUUGGUUAAAAACUUAGUAGAAAAUGAUUCUCCUCAAGAGAAAGACGUUGAAGAAUUGUACGAAUAUAUUGAAAACGGGGGAGAAAUUGGCGAGAUGACAAAGCCUGAGUUGACCAAAUUGAUAGGCAUGAUAUAUGAGAAAUAUGAAGGUGACGAGAAAGUGGACCAGAGCCUUGAAUCGGAUACGAAGUCCUCUGAAUCACCGAACUCUCAACUUCUUGUGUCUAUCUUUGACAAUCUCAAUUCCUUUGCAACCGUUAAGGAUGCUCCACUGUACAGAUUUCUCGAGAAGGUCGACAAUUCAUUCAUAAAACUUUUAAGUGAGUAUCUUGCUGUCGAUUCUUCAGAUGAAGCUGAAUUAAGGAAGCAAUACGACCAGAUUGUGACAUAUGUUAAUAACAAAGAGUCGACUCUUUAUAAAGCGUUAGAAGAUCCAACGUCUACAGCUUGUUUGGAAUUCCAUGAAAUUGUCAGUGCCCCUAAACCAAUCGAUCUUAUGGAGAUUUACGAGGGACUCGAGGCUUACAAAGACUAUUUCUCUUCAGAGUUGUUUCUCAAGAUGGAGAAGAUUGAUUCGACAUUUACGGAGCUUCUCAAGGAAUUGGAGAAUGUUGCAGAUGAUUUACAGGCUGAGACCAAGAAUCAGGAGAUUGACAAAUAUCUUGAUAACACUACAACUGCCAUUUACAAGGCAAUGAACGAGGUUCAAUCUGAUGAAUAUAAGGAAUUACGUGCAGCCAUUGAUGAUGAAAAUAGAAAGGCCGAAAACAUGAUCAGCCUUAGUGGAAUAAUCGAGAGAUUGAUUAAUAAAGGAGCAUCUAGCGAUGAAUUUAAUGUAAUUGAAAGAAUCGAUGGCAACUUUGCUGACGUUGUGAAGCCGCUACUAGUGAAAGAAGGUGAAGGAAAUGCACUUGAAGCUGCUAAGAGGGUUGAAGAAGCCGCUUCUGAUCCUGAAUCCGCCAUUUUCGAGGCUAUUCACGAGCAGGACUCUCCAGCACACAAAGUGUUGGAGGAGACAUUCAAGAAUAAAGAGGAAGCAUUAGAGGCAUCACCAGCGGUAGGAUCGAGUUCUUCUACUAGUGCUGUGGACAGAGAUGUUCAAAAGUUCGUCGAAGAGGAUCAGAUGUCGCUUCCAAAGGACGUUCAAUCAAUGAACAGAAUGUAUGAUUUGACAAUUUCUGCCAUUGAUGAGCUAAAGAGUGAUUUAGAACACAAUACUUUUGAGCCAAUUGGACAUAACGUUAGUGAACAGGUGUCAAAGUUACUUGGAUUCCAACCCAGUGAGGCUCAAGUUGAUGAAGUUGAAGCUUUGAAGGGGAAACCACUUCCGGUUCAUAAAGAUGAAGUGUUGGACCUUUGUGUGAACUUGAUUAUGAAAGGAGGAAAAAAGGAUCAAGCUCGGAAGUAUGUGAAUAGAGCACUCUAUCUGAUAUACCUUCAAACAAGGACCAAUCCAGUGGAGUUGUUGAAGAAAGCAUUAGAUACAGCAGCGCCAUUGGUUAUCACCAAGACGGUGAAGACAGGAUUUGCCAAAAAUUACAUUGUUCCCGUUCCACUUACAGCCAGACAGAGAAAUAGAAUGGCAUUUCUAUGGAUACUGGAUUCGAGCGACUCCAGAGCGUCUAACGACUUUUCUGUACGUCUAGCAGAAGAGAUCAUUAACGUUUAUAAGGGCAACUCGAAGAUUCUAGAGAAGAGAGUUCUCAGCCAUAAGUUGGCCAUUGCCAACAGAUCUUAUCUACGUAUUUAG